Cyclospora cayetanensis is the source of this 1884-nucleotide messenger RNA. RefSeq lists its product as uncharacterized. Gene Ontology annotation, cellular component: endoplasmic reticulum. Gene Ontology annotation, molecular function: protein disulfide isomerase activity. The record is from RefSeq and is a predicted model, not a curated record. NCBI's taxonomy places the organism in Eukaryota, Apicomplexa, Conoidasida, Eucoccidiorida, Eimeriidae. Gene Ontology annotation, biological process: response to endoplasmic reticulum stress; protein folding. The transcript is spliced from 11 exons. The coding region runs from base 1 to 1884 and encodes 627 amino acids.
AUGCCUGUGAACUGUCCCUCAUAUGAAGUGUCUCCCAGACAUUUGAACGCUUGCCAACCAAGAGCCUCCUGGCGACCCUUAGGUGCCUCUGGCGGAUGCUGGCCUACUAGUGUUUGCUCCUGCAGAAUGCCAUCCCCUCUGCAUUCCUUGCUGCUCCUGCUGUUGCUGCUCGCAGCAGGAGCAGGAGCAGCAACAGCAGCAGCAACACCAGCAGCAGCAGCCGCACCCGGAGCGGUCCAUACACCUGCCCACGAGCACGCAUGCUCGGUGAGCAGCUCACUUGAGGAAGAACUCUCGCGCCUUUUGAACCCCAAGACGCCAAGACUGCAAACGACAGCGGCACGAGUCACGGGUGCUGCAGCAGCCUCGGAAGCAGCCGGGCCUGUAGCUGCCACAGACACACCACUAGACGAUGAAGCAAAUGAAAGAGGUAGCCUUUCAACAGCAGCUCGCGCCGAAACUGACACUGCAGGAGCCCUUGUUUCUGAACAUCCUGCAGCAGCCCGCAUGGCUGAAAACACGCAAGCACCAGCGAUCUCUUGGGCUAUGCAGCAAGCCUCCUCGACAAACGCUCGUACGUUAGCCAGAAAGCCCACCUCGGUGAAAAUUGACGCCUACGCUUGUGGGCAUUCAGACGUUGACAAAAGUGCUCCCGCCUUUCUUAAUUGCAUGUGCUCUCCUGGUGUGUGCAGCUCAGCUUUGGUGCUUUACGCUCCCCAGGAGUGCGAGCAGAAUACUUCAAGUAGUGCCGCUGUAUUUUCAGCAGUCACGCGGGCCUUUAAACGGCUCUCUCUGUUGCAUCCCGCAGUUGUAUUUGCCAAGAAACUUGGGCAGGAAGGGGCACCGUUAGACACUUCAGAAGCAUCAGGAGAGGCAGAGGCAUCACGGGUUGAGGGGGAGGAAACCAAGGCGUUCUUUUUUUCUGAAAACGCAACGGAAGAAGAUGUCAAGCUGCAAAUCCUAAAGUCAGCACGAAGCUCCUCCCCCCUACAGGGAUAUUGUGUAGAAUGUGUCUCGACUUUUGCUGCAGCUACCGAUGUGAAGCCCGUUCCCCCUGCAAUUCAGAAAGCGGCGAGUCAACUGCCUAUUAUUGACAUUGCAGAUCCUUCAUGGGCCUCCUUACUCAACAUAUUCACUGAAUCACGCCCCGUGGCAUUUUUCUUUGGCGGAUCGGAGCCUGCAAUUGUCGAGGACUUCGCGUUCGCAGAGGCAGCCGCCUCAUGGGGGGGAUCCGUCACAUUUUGCAGCUCCCCGCGCCCCUCGUCGCUGCAGAGCCGAGCCAUUGACUACAUUGGAAUUCGAGAAAAACGGCUUCCACAGGUUCUGAUUGUCAGUGAUAUCGACGACCCUAAAAAGACCACGAAGUACAUCUGCCCGAAUAUUUCUACCAAGCAGGCGAUCACCGAAUGCCUCAACGCAUUCAAAGAAGGAAGGCUUCAACCCUACUAUAAGUCAGCGGAACCACCAAAGAUCCAAAGAGGACCCGUAUACGAGUUGGUGUCAUCUCAGUUCAAGGCAGUAGUAACCAGUUCCCCUCAGGAGGUUUUGCUGCUCCUCUAUUCUCCUAACUGCCCUCACAGCGCAACCUUCAUGCCCAUCUUUGAGGAGCUAGCCAUUCGAGUAGCACACGAGGAGUCGCUGCUGCUCGCGCGGAUGGACGGCACAAAAAAUGAAGUUGCAGGCUUAAAUGUCGCCGCUCAGACCCCAGAAAAAGAGGGCGAAGAACAGUACGGAGUGUACAUGCAUCCAACUCCAUCCAUGCCGACACACCCACAACUUUGCCACUGCUCACGCGCCUAUGCUGCGGCCACUGAGAGUAGCAUGCCUUUUCCGGCAUCUGCAGUAGCAGGAUCAGGAGGAACAGCACAAACUGUCGUGUUGUGA